Menidia menidia (Atlantic silverside) is the source of this 2230-nucleotide messenger RNA. Lineage: Eukaryota; Metazoa; Chordata; Actinopteri; Atheriniformes; Atherinopsidae. The record is from the annotation of a GenBank genome assembly.
UGUGGCGCAUGCGCAGCAGAGCCAUUCGAGUGAAAGAGAGGCGCGUAAGCCGUGUAGCACUGCACAUGUGUUUAAUGGCAUGUUUUCUUAGUGGAUAACUUCACAGUUUAGCUUUUAAUUGUACUUAUAAUAUUGUUCCUGAUGGAGGAGGUAGACGUUGAGCCGGCAGUUACUAAUAUCCCUGCUGUCCGACAUGGGAAGCAUAUGGGCUUUGCUUGGGGUCCCGGUGAUAUCCUUGUAUAUGAGACCCAAUAUAAAGAUCCAGGUGCUUCAGGAUCAGGCCGCUUCAUCAGCGAAGUCAGGAAAGAUGAGGACAUCUACUCCCCCAUUUUACGGAAACUCUUUAAUGAGUCACAUCACAUCUUCGUUGGCUUGCAGACAAUCAGAGAAGAUCUCCCCAGCAAGAACAAGAAGCCUCAAUUUGUCAGCAUCAGUAAAAACUAUAGAUCUGUGAUCAGAGCCUGUAUGGAAGAGCUUCAACAAGUUGCAGUAUCGGCAAAAGAUGCAGAGAUGGCCACACAGUAUGGAAAUCAGGCAUGUAUUAUUACUACAGUCUCAAUUCUGUUGGCCAUCGAACUGAUCUGGAAUCUAUGUGAGGUGCUUUUCAUCGACGCUGCUCCUGCGGGCUCUCUGUUGCUUCACCUUGUGGACUGGGUAAGAUUACACAAGGCUGAUGUGGAUGAGAAGGCCAGAGACGUGCUUCAGAGUGACUGCCCUGCCGAGCAUCGAGACUACUGGGACGUGGUGCUGAGUUAUGUGCUGCAGGGCAGGUUGGAAGAAGCCAGACAGAUGCUGGUGAAACAGGCCACCCUUCACCCUGCCGCAAGGAAUAUGUACAAGCUGAUGGAUGGCCUGCUCAGCAAGAUGCCCUUUUACAAUCCCGGUGGGAAUCAGACGCUGACUGAGUUUGAUGUGAAGUGGAGGCACUGGCAUGAGGAGGUCACGCGCUGCCUGCAGGACAACACAUUUGCCAGCAACAAGCAUCUGGAGCUCAUCUGCAAGAUUCUACUGGGUGAUGAAGAUACUUUACUGGAGCACAAGGAACUUUUGAGCACCUGGUAUCACUUCCUUGUCACGAGACUUCUCUACUGCCACCCCACGGUGAAACCCACAGAGCUGCAUUACUACGCUCAGUCAUGCUUGACGAUGUUUCUGGACUCGAGGAGCGUCCCAGAGCCUCUAGACAGUAUCCUGCUGGCUGCCUUUGAGUUCGACAUCCAUCAGGUUAUCAAGGACUGCAGCAUUGCUCUCAACAACUGGUGGUUUGCCGCACAUUUAACAGACCUCUUGGAUCAUUGUAAACUCCUCCAGUCACACAAUCUACACUUUGGCUCCAACUUGAGGGAGUUUCUCCUGUUAGAAUAUGCUUCUGGCCUAUUCACUCAUCACAGUCUGUGGCAGCUGGCUGUGGAUUACUUCGACCAUUGCCCAGAGUUUGGUCGGGUCAACCUUGAGCUGCAGAUCGAGCGUGUCCCUCUGGACACGGAGCGCAAAGCCCUGAAAGUCCUCCGGAUUUGUGAGCAGAGGCAAAUGUCUGAGCAAGUGCGGAGUAUCUGUAAGAUCAUGGCCAUGCGGGCUCUGAGGAACAACAGACUGGGCUCUGCUCUGUCCUGGAGCAUCAGGGCCAAAGAUGCUGCCUUUGCCACCCUCAUCUCAGAGAGGUUCUUACAGGAUUACUGUGCCAGAGGGACCUUCUCUGAUCUGGAUCUGAUUGACAACUUGGGCCCGGCCAUGCUGCUCAGCGACAGGCUGACUUUCCUUGGGAAGUACCGCGAGUUCCACAAACUGUACGGAGAGAAGCGUUUCAGGGAGGCUGGAAAGCUGCUCCUCUCGCUCAUGACAGCCAAGAUUGCUCCCCAAAGCUUCUGGAUGACUCUGCUGACUGAUGCUCUGCCACUGCUGGAGCAGAAGGAGGUGAUCUUUUCAGCAGAACAGACCUACGAGCUGAUGUUUUGUUUGGAGGAGCUCACCUCGCUAAACACAGCGGCUCCAGACACAGACAAACCCAUGCAGGAGGAUGACGACGUAGAACUGACCAAUGUGGAGCUCCUGCGACUCGCUCUGGCCAGGAAUCUGGCCACGGCUAUCGUCAAAGAGGGAACAGUGGACUCAUGAGAGAGUUGACAUUUAUGAUAAAAUCCUUUCUUUUGCAUUUUUGUACUGUAUAUAAAAAAUCAAGUAAUCCAAACAUGUUUUUUGAUAAUAAAAUACUUGAAGAUGUGGAUACCUG